CCCGGACCACGCCCGCGCCUUGAGUUGAGUAUGGUUAUGGCACUUCUCUGUUGGGCUGGUGGUGGGUGUAUGUCGUCUAGGCUGACUUUUGACUUUCGCCCCCGUUCUGCAGACUUGCUUUUGGCAGAGUUCGAGGGUUUCCAAUUGGGGAGCGAGCCCACCGCCCGUCUGCGGAAUAACGUGGCCUCCAAACUGGCGAGGGUCAAGGCCUUCCUAGGCUUCAUGGCGACAGGCCACGCGGACCCAGAAACCUUGUCCUUCCUCAACCAACCGGCGCGCAUCCGAGCCUGGUCUGCCCUGCUAGGCCAAACGGGCAUGGCCGAGCCCACGAGGCAGCACUACCUGAAGAACGUGGCGCAGUUCCUGGAUUAUCUCUCCGAAACCCCGCCGGCCUCCUGCCGCCUCUCCAGUACCACCCUGGUGCUGAUUCGCAGGGAGCUUCGAGCUCUCAUUCGCGGCAUACGCCGCCGCGUCGUGGUGCACGAGGUUAGGACCAAGCAAGCCAAAGAAGGCAGACUCAUCUCCAAAGCCACCCUGCUACGCUGCCAUCGGACGGCUGGGAGAAAAAUACCUGCCCUUCUAGACGGCCUCGAGUCCAGCCCAGACACCAGGCAGCAGUGGCGCUUCUAUGGCUACCUGACCGGCUACCUGACCUGCAUCACGGGCCAUCGCUGUGGGGUCUUCCAGAACCUGACCAUCCAGGAGGUCCAAGAGGCUUCCAGAAGCCCGGACGAGUCCGCCUAUGUCAUAAACAUCACCACGCACAAGACAAACCGAGCCUUCGGCGCGGCUCAGCUGUCUCUCAACAAGGAAGAAUACAGCUGGUUCCGGAGGUUUUUGCAGCUGCGGGCUAGCCUCCCCGGGGGGAGCCAGGCCUCCUAUUUUUUUUUUACUUCCAGACCCAGUCCCUGUCGAACCCUGAACAAAUAUUUUCAAUCUGCAUGGACCAGCAUGGGGCUUCCCGGCAAGCCCACCUUCACUGACGUCCGAACUGCCAUCGCGACCCACGCAAAGAAUUCACAUUCUUCCGAGGAUCGCAGGAAGGUGGCCCAAUUCAUGUGCCACGAUACCUCAACCUCAGACAAGUUCUACGCGCUUCACCUAGGCCCUCUCCAAGCACGUGAGCACCGCAGACUCUUCGAGAGGGCCUUGGUGGAGGAGGAGGAGGAGGAGGAGGAGGAGGAGGCAGCGGGCAGAGAACGCCACUCAAGGAAGGGGCGCCAGAGGGCAGAGAGUCCCGGGUCACCCAUGGAGGGAACUAGCAGGAGGACGCUGCCAUGGCCGCCUUCGAAGGGGAAACGCCCCCUCGAAGCAACAGAAGACUCUGAAUCUUCCUAAAUAAAAAUUGAACAAUAAAGGUCAUAUGGUGUUCAGUGUCUUUAUCUGUGAUUGAUAAAAAAUAGCUUCGAAUGGGACAAAUGAUCCCUAUCUCCUCUGUUAGAAGUGUCGCGUGGGACGCCCGCGUCCAGGUUCAGCCUUUGCUAAGUCCCAAUUGGGACAAAUGAUCCCUGUCUCCUCUGGUAAAAGUGUCGCGUGGGACACCCGCGUCCAGGUUCAGCCUUGGUUGAAAGCCCAUCGGGACAAAUGAUCCCUUUUUAAACACAAAGUGGUGCCAGGCUGGACGAGACUGUCCAGGUCUGCGCCGGCGUUGAAUGGCCAUAUGGCCCAUGGUCCAACUCUGGGUAUUUGCAGGUGUCUCCCGGGACGGCUCGGUCCUUUGGGCUGCAUAAAGAGGUCGG
Messenger RNA from Danio aesculapii, 1739 nucleotides. RefSeq lists its product as uncharacterized. Gene Ontology annotation, molecular function: DNA binding. The transcript is spliced from 5 exons. The record is from RefSeq and is a predicted model, not a curated record. Gene Ontology annotation, biological process: DNA integration; DNA recombination. NCBI's taxonomy places the organism in Eukaryota, Metazoa, Chordata, Actinopteri, Cypriniformes, Danionidae. Bases 31 to 1338 code for a protein of 435 amino acids.